AUGCGUAAACUGAGAGGAACAGUGUUUAUUAGAAUGGUUCACCUCCUCUCACCGGAUCUUCUGACUGUUUACAUCUAUCUGUCUAUCUAUCUUAGAUUGUUCACAUCUCUCUCUCUCGCUCUCGCUCUCUCUCUCUAUCUAUCUAUCUAUCUAUCUCAGUAUGUUCACAUCUAUCUCACUCUUUUCAUAUCUAUCUCUCUUAGACUGUUCAUUAUCUAUCUAUCUAUCUAUCUAUCUAUCUAUCUAUCUAUCUAUCUAUCUAUCUAUCUCUGUAUGUUCACAUCUAUCUCACUCUUUACAUAUCUAUCCAUCUAUCUAUCUAUCUUAGAAUAUUCAUAUCUAUCUAUCUAUCUAUCUAUCUAUCUAUCUAUCUGCUUUAACGCAUCUGAAAGCUAUUUCGUAGUCAUCGUAUCAAAACGCGUAUAUACGAAAAGACUUACGAGCUUUCUUCUGUCUAUAUACGACACUUUUUCUUUUCGGUAUUGUCUUGACGUUUCUGCGUUGUCAAAGAGAGUAAACAAGAAUCAUAUUAUACAGUGUAACCCGGAUGAUGUAAACUUGUUUCAAACCUCUCUCUCUCUCUCUCUUUCUCUGUCUAUCUAUCUGCACACCAUUCACACUUCAGAGUUUCCUGUGAAGGUCGGUAAUAGUAUAUUCUUCUUUGUUUAA
Molecule: messenger RNA, 669 nt
Organism: Acanthosepion pharaonis
Lineage: Eukaryota; Metazoa; Mollusca; Cephalopoda; Sepiida; Sepiidae
Source: the annotation of a GenBank genome assembly